Aspergillus chevalieri is the source of this 822-nucleotide messenger RNA. RefSeq names its product NAD(P)/FAD-dependent oxidoreductase. Gene Ontology annotation, biological process: retrograde transport, endosome to Golgi. The transcript is spliced from 2 exons. Gene Ontology annotation, molecular function: oxidoreductase activity. Lineage: Eukaryota; Fungi; Ascomycota; Eurotiomycetes; Eurotiales; Aspergillaceae. Gene Ontology annotation, cellular component: cytoplasm; late endosome. The coding region runs from base 1 to 822 and encodes 273 amino acids. The record is from RefSeq and is a predicted model, not a curated record.
AUGGGUGACCCGUUGAGAUUGAGCAAGUUCCUCAUCAACACGGCGGUUUCUCGUGGUGUUAAGCUUCAUCAUCCGGCUAGAGCUGUGUCUGUGGUGACUGGUGAGACUGGCACCAUCACGGGAGUCAAGAUCGUGGACCUCAACACGCGAAACGAGACGACCAUUCCUUGCACGAAUUUGAUUGUUAGUGCCGGUCCUUGGACUCCACAGGUAUUCAAAGAGAUCUUCCCCUCGUCUGAAGUGUCUCUCCCAAUUGGCCCUCUGGCAGGAUACUCCCUUGUCCUUCGCUCCCCCAGAUAUACCCUAGAACACGAACGAGUAACCCAUGGCGGUAAAAGCCAUGCCAUCUUCACAACUCACCCAGACUCAUGCGGCUUCUGCCCGGAAAUCUUCUCCCGCGAAGGUGGCGAAAUCUACAUCGCAGGACUAAACAGCUGGGAUAUCCCCCUUCCCUCACACGCAGAAGGCUCACGCGACCUGUUCGACUCAAAUGAAAUAGCAAGAUUAAAGGAUGUGUCGAUCCGGUUGAUGGGCAAGUUGGCUGAUGGAAGCGCGGAGUCGACGGACGACGUGCCUAAUGUUGAUGACCUUGAGAUCUUGCGAGAGGGACUGUGUUUCCGUCCUGUUACUAGUCGUGGUACGCCGCUGGUUUCUAAGAUUGGGGAACAAUCGCUGGGUGGUGUGAGGGCUCAGGGUGGAGUAUAUGUUGCGGCGGGUCAUGGGCCUUGGGGGAUUUCGCUUUCGUUGGGAACUGGGAGGGUUGUCGCUGAGAUGAUUCAGGGGGUGAAGACUUCGGCUGAUGUUAGUGGAUUGGCUGUCUAA